AUGAAUUUUGAAAACAGAUGGGUCUUGAGAUCCGCUCUGAACUUCGCAAGUGAUGGAGAAGUAGUCAGAGAAGUAGGUAGAGAGUUCCAGAGAAAAGGACCAGAAAAAGCAAAAGCAGAUUUGGCAAAAGAUUCUUUAACACGAGUUAAGAAAAAGCGGGAAGAAGAAAACGAUCGUAAACCGGGGCGUUUAGGUCUGACGGUGCUGAAUGCAGAGGAGGUUUUGAAACUCAUGUCAAAAGAUUACCCUGAAAAAUACCAGGAAUAUACAAGAUUCAGCAGGAAAAGAUUGAAGUUUGUUGAAAAGCCUGGAUCUGCUUCUGAUGGGGUAACAAAAUUGGAGAACCUCAUGAAGAAGGCCAUCAAAUCAGCUGCUGAAUUCAAUGCAUCACUGUGCAAGGAUAGGAGACAGGCAAGGAGCAUGUACAUUGAUCUUCAGACCAUGGAGUUACACAAGCCACAAAGUCGGAAGGCAGUUGUUAAUUAUUCAUCUGUUAAUUUAUGCGACAGUUACCCCGUGGCCCUCGUGCCUGGACAGUACCAACAUUAUUACAAGAGGUACACUCCUACAGAACUCAACUACUUUCCACUUAACACCGCCUUAUAUGCUCCUCCCAAGAUGAUGCAGAGCAUCUAUGUCGAUCCAAAUCAGCCGGAAAAGGAAGCAUCAGAUGAAGAUGUGGAGCAGGAGGAGGCUGUCGAUGAUCUGUUAACAACUAUCCCACAAACUCCCUCUCUUGAUAAG
Molecule: messenger RNA, 744 nt
Organism: Helobdella robusta
Lineage: Eukaryota; Metazoa; Annelida; Clitellata; Rhynchobdellida; Glossiphoniidae
Exons: 6
Source: RefSeq, a predicted model, not a curated record